GACGACAGAUGGCAGUGGGUGUUGUAAACAGGCCAGCCACGGGCGUUUAGCAAUGCUACAUCUCCAUUUUGUAUGUUUUUCAUAGAGGUUAGAACCUACUUUCCUUUUCGCUGUGUGCGACACAGUCAAGUCAGUGCAUUUUGGAUGCAAUUUCAUAUCUAACAUAUUAUUGGAGUGGACUGGAUGAUUCAAUCGAUUACUUGCUUAUUUGUUACCUGCAGUAAGCAAGCAGAAGUUUUCAGAUUGCUAGCCAGUUUGCAAGCAAAAUAACCCCAAACGAAAACAUGUCAGACGAUGCAUGGAGUCGCACCAACUACCAAACGUCAGAGGGGUACAGUAGACAAAUGGAUUGAAAGAUGAAUCAAGGAUGAGUGAAGAAAAGCAGGAAUAACAACAGAUAUGACGUCCAUCUGAGUAGCUCCUUCUUGGAAUAUAGCGAUAACCACUUUGAGGGAAUCGUUCUCACCAGCGCUCCCCACAGUGCCAUGUCUGUUUCCUCUGCAACCACCACCUCUGUGUUUCUUCCAUCCAGCCCACUUAUGCAACCGGGCGACGUGCCCAACGGACUCAGCAACCCUCCGUCACGUGAAGACGUCACUUCAGCCUCCAUAACGGCCACCGCAUCUGGGGGGCUCUACCUUGAAGACCCAGAGACUCCAAACAUAGAGACCCCCAAGGUUAGUACCAAGGACCAGCGAGCUCAGGCUCAGAAUCUAGUGUUCCCGCCCCAGCAGACCAACACCUCCCUGGGGUUAGGACUUUUUACUCUUGGGGAGACCUUCUCCUGCUUGGAAGCUAGCAUCGCAGACCUCAACCGCUCCUCACCAAGCAUGGAUUCCCUGAUCGGGGGCUCGGACCCCAACCUUUUCCCCAUGUCCACAAGGACGGAGACAGACUUCAACCGGGACCAGGACCCUAUGGAUCUGGACCAGGAUGGGUACAUUGGAAAAGAUCAGAAGCUGUUCAACGACAACACCAUGGAUCUCCUCCAGGACUUUGAGCUAACAGGCUCCCCCUCAGACUUUAACGUUGGGGACGAUGAGUUCCUUUACUCCCUGGCUGAUGGGUCUCUCCUGGGGGAUGAGAGCCAGGAUCGUGGGAUUCCAAACCCCAGCUCCAAGCAAACUACUACAACCAACAUUGGGGGUGGUAUUUUAAGCGGUUCCAACAGCACCACAUUGAAUGGUAGUCUACUAACACGUCAGGAUGAAUCCAGCUCCGGCACGCCCGCAACCGGCAACAACCCUGCCACCCCAUCCGCCACCUUCCCCAUAGUGAAGAUGGAGAAGGACACUGGGUUCAUCCAGCUGUGUACUCCAGGUGUGAUCAAGCAGGAGAAGAACUCGACCUCGCAUAGCUACUCCUGCCAUAUGACCAGCGGUACCGGGGGAUCCGCUUCCUCCUCAGGGCUCUCCAGCAACAGCCCGAUCUCAAUCUGUGGUGUGAGCACCUCCGGAGGACAGAGCUACCACUUUGGAGUCACCAGCAGUAGCAACCCCCCCACUGUCAACGUCUCCGCUUCUGACGCCGCCGGAGCUUCUCAACAGAAGGAUCGGAAGCCACCUGUGUUUAGCUUGUAUCCUUCGCUGGGGACUGCGGGCGAGGCCUGGAACAGCCGGAGUUAUGGGGACGGAGGCCUCUCCAGCCUGCCCUCCAACUUCUCCAGCAGCUAUGCCAGUUCCAAUCCCAGACAGGAUGGCGGGGCUUUGACGAAUACAACAACCCAGGCCAAAGCCGGCACCAUCCACAAGAUCUGUCUGGUGUGUUCGGACGAGGCGUCUGGCUGCCAUUACGGGGUUCUCACAUGCGGAAGCUGUAAGGUGUUCUUCAAGAGAGCCGUGGAAGGUACGCUGGCAAGGGGGCAGCACAACUACCUGUGUGCUGGGAGGAACGACUGCAUCAUUGACAAGAUCAGAAGGAAGAACUGCCCAGCGUGCCGCUUUCGCAAAUGUCUCAUGGCGGGGAUGAAUUUGGAAGCUCGUAAAACGAAGAAGCUGAACCGUUUAAAGGGGCUUCAACAGCCCGUGGAGCCGGCGCCCACCCCCCUCCCAGAGGCCAGGUCGCUGGUGCCCAAGUCCAUGCCUCAGCUCAUCCCGACCAUGCUGUCUCUACUGAAGGCCAUCGAGCCGGAAACCAUCUACUCCGGCUACGACGGCACGCUGCCCGACACCUCCACGCGUAUCAUGACCACACUCAACCGGCUGGGGGGGCGACAGGUCAUAUCAGCCGUUAAAUGGGCCAAGUCCUUGCCAGGUUUCCGGAACCUUCACUUGGAUGACCAGAUGACCCUACUGCAGUGCUCCUGGCUGUUCCUCAUGUCCUUCGGCCUGGGCUGGAGAUCCUAUCAGCAGUGUGACGGAAACAUGCUCUGCUUUGCUCCAGACCUCGUCAUCAACGAGGACCGUAUGAAGCUGCCCUACAUGGCGGACCAGUGUGAACAGAUGCUGAAGAUCUCCAGUGAGUUUGUGAGGCUGCAGGUGUCUCAUGACGAGUACCUGUGUAUGAAAGUGCUGCUCCUCCUCAGUACAGUGCCAAAGGAUGGUCUGAGGAGCCAGGCGGUGUUUGAUGAGAUCCGUAUGUCCUACAUCAAGGAGUUGGGCAAGGCCAUCGUCAAGAGGGAGGAGAACUCCAGCCAGAACUGGCAACGUUUCUACCAGCUCACCAAGCUGCUGGACUCCAUGCACGAGAUGGUUGGUGGACUGCUAAACUUCUGCUUCUACACGUUCGUCAACAAGUCCCUGUCGGUCGAGUUUCCAGAGAUGUUGGCAGAGAUCAUCAGCAACCAAUUACCAAAAUUCAAAGCUGGGAGUGUCAAGCCCCUCCUUUUCCACCAGAAAUGACUGUGUGGCGCUACCACAGCUGGCCUUAAAGUCCCACCGUCUCACCCCCGAUGGAGGGCGACAGGGAAAUGAGAGGAGGGAGAAAGAUGUUAUGCAACGUACAGGGGUUUACGGAUUUCUGGGGGGGAAACCGAACGAAAGAAGGCGAGACGGAGAGAGAGCCCAGAGUUUUUUUUUAGUUUUUCUUUUUUAGCUUUGUUUAACAUGAAUGGUCUAUGAUAAAGUAUAACCAUAGGAAUAAACGUGUUCAUAAAGUUUAAAGAUAAUCAGAGAUUAAAAUAAACUAACCAUUCA
Molecule: messenger RNA, 3134 nt
Organism: Esox lucius (northern pike)
Lineage: Eukaryota; Metazoa; Chordata; Actinopteri; Esociformes; Esocidae
Gene: nr3c1
Product: nuclear receptor subfamily 3, group C, member 1 (glucocorticoid receptor)
Exons: 10
Coding region: 486-2840 (784 amino acids)
Biological process (GO): nuclear receptor-mediated glucocorticoid signaling pathway; regulation of DNA-templated transcription
Cellular component (GO): nucleus
Molecular function (GO): nuclear glucocorticoid receptor activity; DNA-binding transcription factor activity; zinc ion binding
Source: RefSeq, a predicted model, not a curated record